Salvia miltiorrhiza (redroot sage) is the source of this 703-nucleotide messenger RNA. Its product is annotated as non-specific lipid transfer protein GPI-anchored 15-like. Bases 59 to 571 code for a protein of 170 amino acids. The transcript has a single exon. The record is from RefSeq and is a predicted model, not a curated record. Gene Ontology annotation, molecular function: lipid binding. Lineage: Eukaryota; Viridiplantae; Streptophyta; Magnoliopsida; Lamiales; Lamiaceae. Gene Ontology annotation, biological process: lipid transport.
CUCCUAGCUCUCAUCCAAUCAAGUGUGCUACAACAUAUAUCUCCACUUCUUAAAGAUUAUGAAAAUGAGGAAAUCAGGCCUGUUGGCCAUCUUAGCAGUGGCUAUGGUGUGGGGCAGCGGCAGGGGCCAAACGGGGUGCACGAAGACCCUGAUGGCCCUGUCCCCGUGCCUCAACUACGUGAGCGGGAACACGUCCACUCCAGCGGCCUCGUGCUGCUCCCAACUAUCCAACGUAGUUUCUUCACAACCGCAGUGCCUAUGCUUGCUGCUCAACGGCACAGCCUCUUCUUACGGGCUUGACAUCAACCAGACGCUCGCCCUCCAGCUGCCCGACGCCUGCGCCGUCCAGACUCCUCCCACUAGCAGAUGCAAUGGUGAGACCAACGCCCCGUCGGCUUCACCAGACACCCAAGGGAGCCCUCCAGCUGAUGCACAGCCGGCCGCUAUUCCAUCUGCAGGCUCCAAAACUGUCCCCUCCGUCAGUGGCGCCACAAAUGUUAGAGCAACAUAUGAUAUUGCAGCUCUCCUCCUCUUUCUUGCAUCGUCUGCUCUCUCCCUACCUGCAUUUUAAGUUGUAGCUGUUUUGUUUUGAUUCUCAUCUUGUUUUUCUUUAUAUAUUUCCUACUGGAUUUGUAUGAUUGUUUAAGUUUCUCGUUCUACCAAGAUUGUUUAAGAAUGCAUGUUACAUCAUUUUUUCCUAUUA